UGUUAUUUCUCAACACUUGUGUAUACUUAUAUGUGAUGGAGAUUUUAAGAAUUUUUAUUUCAAAUUAGGAUUCAGGAAAUGAAAAGAUUAGAAUGAAUUCAGAAGAAGUUGAAAACAGAUAUGAAGAAGAGGAAGACCUUGAUAGAGAAAGAGUGAAAAUGAAGAAAACAGGUCGUACAUUCAGUGUAUAUGAUGGCAGAAGGUGGCCAGUGAUCCAUUGUGGUAAUGUGAUUGUCUCCCCUGAAGAAAAAGUUUCUGAUGUGAAGACCAGCAUAGUCUCAGGGAAUCUUACAAGAGAUAAAAGGAAGAAAAGUUCAAAAUAUGCUCUGGCUGUAGCCUCUAGUUUUGGACAUGUUCAUGCAUUUCUACAAGAUGAAGACUUUGUUGUAGACAAGAUAGAUAGCACAACAGCUGAGGAGAAAUGUUUGAUGCUGAUUAAGAAACCAAAAUCUUCAUCAAAGAAGAUGUUUAAAUCACAAAGUUGGGCCAAUCUGAGUCUGUCUGACUCCCACUUAUACAACCAACCAAACUACAACACGGAGGGACGAAAACAUAAAUACAGGAUGAGGAGAAAGCCUUCAGAUCUACAGACAGUACCAUCAGAGAGUAUGAUGAACUUAACUGAUUAUGGAUUACGUGUAGACUCUUAUAUUCCACAACAGAGAGACAUUAAAAAUCGUGAUUCUAGGAGUGGACAUAACAGAUUUACUGGAGUUGCUUCCCCUAAUUCAUGUCAUAGUGAUGAUGUAACGUAUAGAAACGGAAAGUCAUCUCAUAGCGAUGAUUUAACAUAUAGAAACAGGAAGUCAUCUCAUAGCGAUGAUUUAACAUAUAAAAAUGGCAAUGUGAAAGGGAAUACUGAAAUUAACAAUAACAAGUUGGCUAGUCAGACAGGAAGUCGAAUGUACAGUAGUCACAUGGAUAUUUAUAAAACGGCACCAAAAUUGUCUUAUAUUAAAGAAAAAACAGAAAAUUGUAUUAUUCGUAGUGAUGAAAUGUAUACAGAUACCUCUUCCAAAAAUGGAUCAGUUUAUUCUAAUGAUCAAGAUUCUGUAUCGCGUGCUCAUAGUGUCGGAGAUUUGUCGACAGGUUUGACCUUUUCUGUUGUAGGUCAGCGGAAAGCUGACAGUGUACAUUCUUUAGCAAUUUCACAAAACUCAACAUUUAAACCAGUGAUAGAAGACAAUGGGAAAGUAAGAAAAUCAGAAGGAAAAAACUACUCGCACAGCGAUGCAAAACGGAAAGAAAGUGCAAGGAGAUGCAUAGAAAAUAAAAAAGAUUUACAAAAUACUCUACGUGAUUUAUUAUCCAACAUUUCUGAAAAGGAAAAGGCUUCUAAAGUUCAAAAUAUAAGCAAUGAUAAAAGGGACAGUAGUACACCUGUAAAACCAAAGAGAGCAUUACCUUCUGUGCCUCAGGGUCAAGCAAAUGACCGCAAAAAACAUUAUACUGAAAUGGUCAAAAUGAGAAUGUCUCAGCACAGUAGAUCAGGAGGUCAAAGCUCAUCAAGUGGAACUAGUUCAAGUGUGCGGACAGUACAGGACACUCCGCUGGACAAAGAGGUGUCAGACUUACUCGGUUGUGAAAGAGAAAGCUGCCCAGGAAUGUUAGAAAAUUCUAAAUAUUCCGAAAAAAAUGGCAAUUCAUCUUCGCAUUUAAAUACCACCUCUCAUCAGGAUACUCUUAAUGUUUCAAUACCUUCAAGCUUAAGGUCAUGUGAUUCAGGUCAAGCUACGAUUACCUCCCUUAGUAGUACCGUUGAUUCUGGCUACUUGACGAAUGAUGCAGAUAAUGAUAUGUACUCGUCUGUUUCUUACACAAAGAGCUUACAAAGGUCAGCACAAAAUUUUUAUUCAAAGAAGGCUCCAGUUGUUCAUACCCAAAGCUUACACAAUGAAACUGCCGCUUAUAAAAAGCAUCAGGGUUUACAAAAAGAGAGUGCAAUAGAGAGAGGACCAUUUGUUAAGGAACCUAAACCUGUCAAUAUUGUCAGCAGUGUUGAAGGUCAAAGAACGGGUACUUUCCCAAGGUCAAGUCAGUCAAGGGAUUUAAGUGCAAGUGACAUUACUCAGGAAAAUCAAAAAUUCAAACCUCAAAUCUGUGAUAAACUGGUCAAAUACUCCUCAAUGAAACAUUUGCCAACAAAUGACCUUAUGGUUGAAGGUCAGUGGUCACAAAAAAACAAUGUAAUGGCUGGAAGUUCACAAAAUCUAAACAAAAUGCUUGAACCUAAACAAGUGAUCAGGGUUCAGAGUGAAAUUCCUGUAAAAGACAGUAAAACACUUAAUACUGAAAUAUUGUCACCUCAGUUUGAAGGUGAAGGUGAAGUUCCUGUGAUAGAAUCUCAUUAUAAUACACUGCCUGGAAACUGGAAAUUUCAAAAUAGCCAAAAUAGUGAUGGUGGAUUUAAAAAAUGUAUUCCAAGCUUAUACCAACUUUCCCAAAGUUAUCGAUUCAUACCAGUAAUUUUGACAAUUGGACUAGAAUAUAAUAUUUUGGAUCAUAUACAUUUAUGUGAAAGUUGUGUUGAAUUACAAAAUGUCAAAAAGACCCAAAAAAGAGAAUCGACUGCCAUGUCCCCACCACAGGGGAAAUAUGCUCAACUUGGCGGGCCAGGAAGUGCAUUUAAACCAGUUAGAACAUUGAGUGCUGAUACAGCCAUUUAUUCUGUUAUUUCUGUUCAGGAAUUAUCGACUGUGUUCCAAAAUAAAGCUUCACUAAAAGGGGAUAUACUUAUAGAGGUCAACCAACAGAUAGUACUUGGAGAGCCACUAAAUUCAGUAAGAGAUUUGAUAUCAAGUGCCUCAGGAGAACUUAUAUUGACUGUAGCUAGAACUCCAGUUCAUACUGCAAUAUCUACUCAAACAACCAAUGAAAUGGCAAAACAGAACAUACCAUCAACCAAUGAACACUCAGCAAUUAAUCAUGUUCAAAAUGGCAGUCAACAGCCUAAAAAUCUGAUGGAUUCACAAGUGGAACAUUUAAAGAGACAAGUUGCCAAGUUAAAUGUAGAGCUGAAACGAAAAAACAAAGCCAUUCGUGAACUGAACUGUUUGUUACCUUGGACACCAAAUGAUAACCAAUCAGAAAUUAAUGGGAACAAUGACAUCACACUUAAUGGACUAAGUGAAGAUGAAUUUAUUGUUUAAAACAUUUAUUUUUAUUGGACACCAAACAUCACCGAAUGCCAACUAAAAGUUGAUGGAGAUUGUUAAGCUGAAUUUUUUGUUUAAAGCUUUUAAAUUUGAAUAACGGCUUUAUUAUUAACUGGAAACAAACAAAAAUUAGAAAUAAGCUGCGAAUGUACAUUAUUUUGAAAUUCCACAUAAUGAAAAUACUGACAUUUUUUGUAGAGAACAGAAAACAAAAUGACAAUGUAGUUACUGCAGAUAUUUUGUCCAUGUGCAGGAUUUCUUAUAUUUUAUAAUUUCCUUGGCAAAGCAAACUGCAAUAGUUUACUUACUGAUAGCUUAAUGAUCAGUUUCUUUGGAAUACAUAUUGUCUAAACAGAGGAGAUACAAUUACUUACCUUGAGAUACUGUGUCACAGCCUGUGCCUUCCCUUUACAUUUAUUGCUAGCAACAAAGGGGGAAUAACUCUAUUUAUAAUUUUUGAAAUUCACUAAUUUCAGAUUGCCAUACUUUUCAGCACAACUUUAUUUGUUGCUUUCUUUAAUUAAAGAGAUAUCACUGUGCAAAUUGCAACUGAUAAAAAUGAAAUGAGAAAUGUUUAAAUUCAAUGAUAAUGAGUUUAAAUCACUAACUAAUAAAUAUUUUAGUGUGGAUGGAUAUUAAGAGUUACCUCCCAUGUACUGUUUACCCUCAAUCGUAACUACUCGGCCAUUCUCGCUACGCAGUACAAUAGUUAUUUCUUCGUGCAACC
Molecule: messenger RNA, 3882 nt
Organism: Mytilus trossulus (common blue mussel)
Lineage: Eukaryota; Metazoa; Mollusca; Bivalvia; Mytilida; Mytilidae
Exons: 8
Coding region: 93-3149 (1018 amino acids)
Molecular function (GO): protein binding
Source: RefSeq, a predicted model, not a curated record